Parascedosporium putredinis is the source of this 792-nucleotide messenger RNA. The record is from the annotation of a GenBank genome assembly. Lineage: Eukaryota; Fungi; Ascomycota; Sordariomycetes; Microascales; Microascaceae.
AUGAAUGUCGAUCCACCAUUUGGCCCCGUUGUCAAUGGCACCCAGAUCGUAGUCUUCUACUAUUAUAGGCCGAACCAGCCAGCGGCCUAUACCUUUGUCGCUUUGUUCGGCCUUGCGACGUUGGGCCAUCUCAUCUACCUAAUCCGCUUACGUUCCUGGUUCUUCAUUCCCUUCAUUCUCGGUGGGAUUGCCGAAACCUUUGGCUACUUUGGCCGCGCCCAGUCGUCGAACAACCCUAUCAAAGCCGGACCUUGGAUCCUCCAAAACUUCCUCCUCCUCUCCUCUCCGCCAUUACUUGCCGCCACGAUAUACAUGGCUCUCGGCCGCAUCAUCAGGGCCCUCGACGCAUCCGACCAUUCCAUGAUCUCACCACGUUGGCUCACGAAGCUCUACAUCCUCGUCGAUAUCGGCUGCCUCGGCCUCAUCGUGCAACUUGUCGCCUUGUCGAUUUUCGUCCUCCUGGCUUGGCAGGUGCAUCGGCGCACGAAGCGGAGCCCGACUAGCGUCAUGGUGAAGGAUCCGUCUAUGAACUGGGAGAACCACUUUCGGUGUGUGCAGCUAAUCACGGUGGCUAUUAUUGUGAGAAGUAUAGUGCGGAUGGUGGAGUAUAUCCAGGGUGACGGCGGCUUCGUCAUGUCACACGAAGUAUUCAUCUACCUCUUUGAUGCAGCGCUCAUGUUCUCCGUCAUGCUCACGUAUCUGAUUCUGCAUCCUGGGAGAUUAGUGAGGGAUGCAAGGCGACUCAGGAAAUCUCACUGGGGACUUGAUGGGACUCCUCUAGUUAAGGUCUAG